UCAAUAAAACUGCAAACAGUUGUCUUUACAUGGCUUGAAACAGCGUGAUUUGUUUUACUUUUUCCGAUGAACAAAAACGAACCAAAUUCGCCAUUGCUCCCACACAAUGGCUGUUGCAGAAGAAGUUACAGUCUUCGCUGAGACUAACUUGGGAACUAGAAUCGUCAUGACUGUUCCUUUGGAUAUCACAGCAGCAGAUUUCAAGAGAAAACUCGAGAAGACACAUGCAAGUUGCUUCUCGAAUGUAGGGGAGAUACAAGUUCAUGGUCUGAUGGUUAAACGAAAGUCUCGCUUUUACUACCUUGUCGAGUCUGUGCCUAUAAAGUACAUCUUCGGGGAUAACCAAAAACCUUGGUUUAUCCAUGCAGAAGCUAGAGUUGUAAGCAGAUCACAAGAGCCAAGCAUAUCUAACAGCAUUGAUAAAACCCACAUUAGACAUUGUUCCGGUUCUGAUAACUCCAUCGAAGGAGUCACUGCGUUGAUCCAAGGGAGGAAUCCUGUAGACCCUAUAAGCGAAAUGAUAUGCAAGAAAGUAACAGUGGCUGCAAACAACAUCAGAAUGCAGGAAAGACUCAUAUUUCUUCGUCACUAUCAUCAUCUAUUGUCAGAACUUCGUAGGAGAAGGGCUUCGGAAGUGCCUUCCAAAAUCAAAUCGUUCAUCAAUAGUGUUACUUCGGUUCCACUCGAGCUAAUACAAGAACCCCUUGCAUGUUUUCGCUGGGAAUUCGACAAGGAUGCUGUUCUGCAAGUUCUCCGAGUUAUCAGACUUGUUUUAGAGAAUUGCACUAACAAACAUUUUUACAGUUCGUAUGAGCAGCAUCUUUCUCUCCUACUUGCAUCUACUGAUGCAGAUGUUGUUGAAGCCUGUCUGCAGACGUUGGCUGCCUUUUUGAAAAGGCAAAUUGGGAAAUACUCCAUAAGAGAUGCGUCCCUGAAUUCAAAACUAUUUUCCCUUGCACAAGGCUGGGGGGGAAAAGAGGAAGGCCUUGGCUUGACGUCAUGUGCCACAGAAAACAGUUGUGACCAGGUUUCUCUCCGGCUAGGUUGUACUCUUCAUUUUGAGUUUUAUGCUUCUGAUGAAUCACCUAGUGAGCUUCCUGGCGGUUACAAGUUAUCCAUGUACCUGAUGUCAGCAUGCGCGCAGAGAUCGAACUCGGCAGCCGACUGUUUAACUACAGUCACUUCUGGCGGGCAUCGUGGUUUGCUAUCUGGCUUAAUGCAGAAAGCGAUUGAUUCUGUUAUUUGUAAUACUUCAAGUGGUCUCUUGCUUUUGCGGAAGCCUUGUUAUCCCUUAUUACAGUCCUGGUUUCAUUCAUCGUCUGGAUGUUCAGCCCUGCGAGAAGCUGGUCUUAUUCCAACCCUAGUGCCUCUAAUCAAAGAUACAGAUCCCCAGCAAUUGCAUUUGGAGAUUGUUGUUAAAAGCGUUGUUACGGCAUAUCCCUUGGAACUUAUGCUCCUGAUUCAGCUGGUUAACUUCUGCCUUCUUGAUGCUAUAUCUGAUGAGGUCAUCUGCUCUGCAGAAGCCAUAACAUGCAUUCCGCAGUGUCUGGAUGCUCUGUGUCUCAACAAUAGCGGUCUUCAAGCUGUGAAGGACCCGAAAUGCCUUGGAUGUUUGCCACCACCUACUAAGUCAGCGGAUUGUGCCUACUGGUGCUGCUCCUGUUCCUAUGGGAAAUUGACGUUGAUGAGAAGAGCUUGGCAGUUUCGGAUGAGGCGGAACCAGCUUCGACACUUCUCCAGCAAAAAUGAGCUGUUUCUUCAAGAUUGUGUGUGCAAUGUUGCUCGUCUCUUUGAACAGUUCUUCAGAAUGCGGAAGUAUGUUCCCUGUUUGUUGAGAGAAAAAGGAAUUGAUGCUGUUUUGCAGCUAUUCUCUUUACCUCUUAUGCCUCUAUCAACCUCUCUUGGUCAAAGUUUUUCUGUCGCUUUUAAGAACUUCUCCCCUCAGCAUUCAGCUGGUCUAGCCAGGAUAGCAUCAGCUUCAGUUAUCUCAGAAUUGAGUGCUGCGGAUGCUGAUGUACUGAAAGAACUUGUACUGCUGAAAGAGAGAGUGAUGAGGAUUCAAGCAAUGCUUCAGCAGUUAGAUACACAAACCCUGUUAUCCAUUAGAAGUAGUAGCUCUCAGUCUAUUUGGGGUGGGGAUCGCGAAUUCUGUCUGUUGUGCGUUUCUGGCGAAGCCCUUGUGAAGGGAUUUACCUCUGCUAAUCGUCGCAGGAUUGAUGGAGCAUCAUUAAGUUCAGCAUCUAAGACUCUUGGUACUGCCUUGGCUAAAGUAUUUCUUGAAGCUCUUAAUUUCGAGGGGUAUGGUGCUGCUGGGCAUGAUAUAUCUCUGUCAGUGAAAUGCCGGUACCUUGGAAAAGUGGUAGAUGACAUCACUUUCCUGACAUUUGAUACUCGAAGGAGGGUCUGUUUUACAGCUAUGGUGAAUAGUUUUUAUGUCCAUGGAACAUUUAAGGAACUUCUCACCACAUUUGAAGCUACAAGCCAGUUGCUUUGGACAGUGCCGUUUUCUAUUCCUGCAUCUAGUACUGAGAAUGAGAAGCCAGUCUCAGGUUUGGAUGUCUUACUACCUAUAUGGAACCACCCUAUGUUUCCGAUUGCAAUCCUAAUUUGUUUGCUUCAGUUACCUCCCUUGUUACACAUAUAUACUCUGGUGUUGUGGAUUGAUAGCAAAAUCGAAACCGGUGUUACCCGGGGGUACAAACCAAGAGCCUUGCCUCUACAGCCUGACGAAACCAUUGUUGGUAUGAUUGUUGAAAUGGGAUUUUCAAGGUCAAGGGCUGAAGACGCGUUACGAAGAGUUGGAGCAAACAGUGUUGAAAUGGCUAUGGAUUGGUUGUUUACGAAUCCUGAGGAUCCUGUACAGGAAGAUGACGAAUUGGCUCAAGCACUUGCACUAUCUCUUGGAAAUUCAUCUGAAACUCCAAAACUUGAGGAUACAGAAAAGCCUGUAGAUGUUCCGCAGGAAGAAGCAGAGCCAAAAGAACCACCUGUUGAUGAAGUUAUUGCUGCAUCAGGAAGAUCGGCCAAAAUCGUGUCGUAUCUUAUUCAGCAACUGAAGCUUGUACAACUUGAUUUCUCCAAGGAUACUGGUGCUUUGACUAUGAUACCACACAUUUUAGCAUUAAUACUCUCAGAAGAUGAUAACACACGAGAAAUUGCUGCACAGGAUGGUAUCGUGACCGUAGCAAUUGGUAUCUUGACGGAUUUCAACCUUAAGAGUGAAUCUGAAACUGAGAUUCUGGCUCCAAAAUGCAUUAGUGCUUUGCUUCUUGUCUUGAGCAUGAUGCUGCAGGCACAGAGACUCUCGUCUGAAUAUGUGGAAGGAAAUCAUGGUGGAUCUCUAGAGCUGAGCGAUUCUCCACAAGACUCAACAGCAGUUUUAAAGGACGCGUUAUCUUCAGAUGUUGCGAAAGGGGAGCCAAACCAGGCUUUGGAAUCGAUUUUUGGAAAAUCUACAGGCUAUCUGACCAUGGAAGAGGGUCAUAAAGCUUUACUAAUCGCCUGUGGCCUCAUAAAGCAGCGGGUUCCAGCUAUGAUCAUGCAGGCUGUGCUUCAGUUAUGUGCCCGUCUAACGAAAUCACAUGAUUUAGCUCUCCAGUUUCUGGAAAAUGGAGGCUUAUCUUCACUUUUUAAUCUUCCGAAAAAAUGUUUUUUCCCUGGGUAUGACACUGUUGCAUCUGUUAUUGUACGACAUCUUGUUGAAGAUCCUCAAACUCUCCAAAUUGCUAUGGAAACAGAAAUACGACAGACCUUGAGUGGGAAGAGACAUAUAGGUAGGGUAUUACCUCGGACAUUCCUGACAACAAUGGCACCUGUAAUUUCAAGAGAUCCGGUUGUUUUUAUGAAAGCUGUGGCUUCAACUUGUCAGUUGGAGUCAUCAGGAGGGAGGGACUUUGUGAUACUAUCAAAGGAAAAAGAAAAGCCAAAAGUUUCUGGCAGAAAAUGUUCAAAAAGCCACAGAAGAGUCCCUGCUAACUUCAUCCAAGUUAUUGAUCAGCUUAUUGACAUUGUCUUGAGUUUUCCUAAGGUGAAGAGGCAGGAAGAUGAUGAAACCAAUUUGAUUUCGAUGGAAGUUGAUGAGCCGACUACUAAAGUGAAGGGUAAAUCAAAAGUUGGUGAGCCGGAGAAAGCAGAACUUGUGUCUGAAAAAUCUGAAGAAUUGGCCAGGGUAACAUUUAUUUUGAAGUUGUUAAGUGAUAUUGUUCUCAUGUACUUGCAUGGUACCAGUGUUAUACUGAGACGGGAUACAGAAAUAUCUCAACUUCGAGGAUCCAAUCUACCUGAUGAUUCACCUGAAAAUGGAGGGUUAAUUUACCAUGUCAUUCAUCGAUUGCUUCCUAUAUCUCUCGAAAAGUUUGUUGGACCUGAAGAAUGGAAGGAGAAACUGUCUGAAAAGGCUUCCUGGUUUCUGGUUGUUUUGUGCAGUCGUUCUAGUGAAGGGCGUAAAAGAAUAAUCAACGAGCUUUCGAGGGUUUUAUCCGUAUUUGCUUCCUUGGGAAGGAGUUCUAGUAAAAGUGUUCUAUUACCUGAUAAAAGAGUUCUUGCUUUUGCUAAUCUGGUUUAUUCGAUCUUGACAAAGAAUUCAUCUUCAAGCAAUUUCCCUGGUUGUGGCUGUUCACCUGACGUUGCGAAGAGCAUGAUAGACGGGGGAACUAUCCAGUGUCUGACCAGCAUCCUUCACGUGAUUGAUCUUGACCACCCUGAUGCUCCAAAGCUUGUCACUCUUAUUCUUAAGUCUCUUGAAACACUGACGAGAGCUGCAAAUGCUGCCGAGCAGCUAAAAUCAGAAGUACCAAACGAGAAAAAAAACACAGAUUCUGAUGAGAGGCAUGAUAGUCAUGGAACUUCAACUGAGACUGAAGUUGAUGAGCUGAAUCAAAAUAAUAGCAGUCUACAGCAAGUAACAGAUGCAGCAGAUAAUGGACAGGAGCAGCCUCAAGUUCCCUCUCAAAGCGAAGGUGAAAGGAUGGAUUUUAUGCGAGAAGAGAUUGAAGGUGAUCAAAUCGAAAUGAGUUUUCAUGUUGAAAAUAGAGCUGACGAUGAUGUAGAUGAUGACAUGGGCGAUGAAGGGGAGGAUGAUGAAGGAGAUGAUGAAGAUGCAGAUUUAGUGGAAGAUGGAGCUGGUGUUAUGUCUCUUGGUGGAACUGAUGUGGAAGACCCUGAAGAUACUGGCCUUGGAGAUGAAUAUAAUGAUGACAUGAUUGAUGAAGAUGAGGAUGAUUUCCACGAGAAUCCUGAGCCGUUUGAAGGUGUGAAUGUGGACGAUCUGUUUGCUCUGCGGAGACCCUUGGGCUUCGAGCGUAGACGUCAAACAGGCAGAUCUUCUUUUGAUCGAUCUGGCUCAGAAGUACAUGGUUUUCAGCACCCGCUCUUCUCCAGACCUUCACAAACUGGCAAUGCAGCAUCAGUUUCUGCAAGUGCUGGCAUUGAUCCUUUCAGUGAUCGUUUAGGAGGUGGUGGGGCACCUCCUCCUUUGACUGAUUAUUCUGUUGUGGGUAUGGAUUCAUCAAGAAGAGGGGUUGGUGAUAGUCGGUGGACUGAUAUAGGUCAUCCUCAGCCAAGUAGCCUAUCUGCUUCAAUUGCCCAGUUGAUAGAAGAACAUUUUAUUUCCAACUUGCGUGCUUCUGCUCCAGCAGAUACUGUUGUCGAAAGGGAAACUAAUACCACAGAAGUCCAAGAGCAGCAGCAGCCGGAUGCUGCUCCAACUGUUGGAAGCGAAACCGUUUUGGGUGAUAGUAACGAAGGUGGUCAACAAUGUGAAGAACGUGAACUGAUAAAUAACAAUGAAAAUGUUAAUAACCCACCUGAUGCAACGGAUGGAAGUUUGUCUCAAGGUCAAGGUAAUCUAGCUUCUCCUGUCAUCCGAGAUGGAGGUGAAAGUCUGCAGCAGCAUGACGUUAUGCAGCCUCUUCCUUUAAACAGUACACCGAAUGAGAUUGAUAGAAUGGAAGUUGGGGAAGGUGAUGGAGCACCUAUUGAGCAAGCAGACCGUGAAGCAGUGCAUCUUAUCUCCACUGCUCAGGGUCAACCUGAUACUUCCAAUAUGAGUAGUGAUGGUGCAGAGGGAAAUCAAAGUGUGCAACCUUCAUCUUUGGACGGUGACAACAAUGAGCUCUCAUCCAUGGAAGCUACACAAGAUGUGAGGAAUGAUGAACAAGUUGAUGAAGGUAGCUUGGAUGGUAGGGCACCUGAAGUAAAUGCCAUCGAUCCUACAUUUCUGGAAGCGCUCCCUGAAGAUUUGCGGGCAGAAGUCCUUGCUUCUCAGCAAGCUCAAUCCGUCCAGCCUCCAACUUAUGAACCACCUCCAGUAGACGACAUAGAUCCUGAAUUUUUAGCUGCGCUUCCCCCAGAUAUCCAAACAGAAGUUCUUGCUCAACAAAGGGCACAAAGGAUGGUACAGCAGUCACAAGGACAGCCAGUUGACAUGGAUAAUGCUUCAAUUAUUGCUACUCUACCUGCUGAUUUACGAGAAGAGGUUCUCUUGACUUCUUCAGAAGCAGUUUUGGCAGCUUUGCCUUCACCAUUACUUGCGGAAGCGCAGAUGCUCAGAGACCGAGCAAUGAGUCACUAUCAAGCUCGUAGUAGUGUUUUUGGAAGUAGCCACAGGCUGAAUAAUCGGAGGAAUGGUUUGGGUUACAAUAGACUGACAGGGAUGGACAGGGGUGUUGGAGUUACUAUUGGUCAGAGAGCUGUUUCAGCUUCUGCAGAUGGCUUGAAAGUAAAAGAGAUUGAAGGAGACCCUCUUGUGAAUGCUGAUGCCUUGAAAUCACUAAUCAGGCUAUUACGACUAGCACAGAGGCUUCUUUUAAAUCUAUGUGCUCACAGCGUUACAAGGGCAAACCUAGUUCAAAUUUUACUGGAUAUGAUUAGGCCAGAGAUGGAAACAUCACCAAGCGAGUUGGCGAUAACUAAUCCGCAAAGGCUCUAUGGCUGUCAAUCAAAUGUUGUUUAUGGUCGAUCCCAGCUGUUGAAUGGUCUUCCUCCUUUAGUGUUCCGUCGGGUGCUUGAGGUUUUGACGUACUUGGCCACGAAUCAUUCGGCUGUUGCUGACAUGUUGUUUUACUUUGAUUCGUCACUUCUAUCCCAGUUGUCAAGCCGAAAACCCUCUGUAUGUGAAGGCAAGGGUAAAGAGAAAGUUACUCAUGUGACAGAUUCCCGGGAUCUGGAGAUACCUCUGGUUGUCUUCCUAAAAUUGCUUAGUCGGCCUCAGCUUUUGCAGAGUACAUCUCAUCUUGCGCUGGUCAUGGGCUUGCUGCAAGUAGUUGUCUACACAGCAGCGUCCCGAAUUGAGGGUUGGUCUCCCUCAUCGGGAGUACCUGAGAAAUUAGAAAACAAACCUGCCGGUGAAGAUGCUUCAAGUGAAACACGAAAAGAUGGUGAAUCUGAGCUAGUGGGUGAAGCUGAGCUAUCUGUUGCAAGAAGGAAGAACUGUGCUGAAAUAUAUAACAUAUUCUUGCAGUUGCCACAGUCUGACCUCUGCAAUCUUUGCAUUCUUCUUGGAUAUGAAGGGUUAUCGGAUAAAAUUUACUCGUUAGCGGGAGAGGUACUGAAAAAGUUGGCUGCCGUAGAUGUUGCUCAUCGCAAGUUUUUCACGAAAGAACUCUCAGAAUUGGCUAGUGGUUUGAGUGCCUCAACUGUCCGUGAGCUGGCAACACUAAGCAGUACACAGAAGAUGAGUCACAGUACAGGUUCAAUGGCAGGUGCUUCAAUUCUCCGUGUUCUGCAAGUGCUUAGCUCACUAACUUCCCCUAUUGAUGAUAGCAAUGCGGGAACCGAAAGGGAAACAGAACAGGAGGAACAAAACAUUAUGCAGAGACUAAACGUGGCAUUAGAGCCCUUGUGGCAGGAACUUAGCCAGUGUAUCAGCAUGACUGAGUUGCAGCUCGAUCAUACUGCAACUACAUCAAAUGUAAACCCCGGAGAUCAUGUUCUAGGGAUCUCUCCUACGUCCUCUCUCUCUCCAGGAACUCAGAGGCUCCUGCCUCUUAUUGAGGCUUUCUUUGUUCUCUGUGAGAAGAUUCAAACUCCGUCAAUGUUACAGCAGGAUGCAAAUGUGACAGCGGGAGAAGUAAAGGAGUCGUCUGCUCAUGGUUCCUCAUCUAAAACCUGUGUAGAUUCUCAGAAAAAAACUGAUGGCUCUGUUACAUUUUCAAAGUUUGCGGAGAAGCAUAGGCGACUUUUGAAUUCAUUUGUUAGGCAAAAUCCAAGUUUGCUGGAGAAGUCCCUUUCAAUGAUGCUCAAGGCACCAAGGCUGAUUGAUUUUGACAACAAGAAAGCGUACUUCAGAUCAAGAAUAAGGCACCAACAUGAUCAACAUAUUUCUGGGCCAUUGCGUAUUAGUGUCCGCCGAGCUUAUGUGUUGGAAGAUUCAUACAACCAGUUACGUAUGCGCUCCCCACAGGAUCUUAAGGGACGUCUGAAUGUGCAAUUUCAAGGUGAGGAAGGUAUUGAUGCCGGUGGUCUAACCAGAGAAUGGUAUCAGUUAUUGUCAAGAGUUAUAUUUGACAAAGGAGCGUUGCUCUUCACUACUGUUGGAAAUGAUGCCACCUUCCAACCGAAUCCCAAUUCUGUUUACCAAACUGAGCAUCUAUCAUACUUCAAAUUUGUUGGUCGCAUGGUUGCAAAGGCAUUGUUUGAUGGGCAGCUUUUGGAUGUCUAUUUCACUCGUUCCUUCUACAAACACAUACUCGGUGUGAAGGUGACCUAUCAUGACAUUGAGGCGGUGGAUCCUGAUUACUACAAGAAUUUGAAGUGGCUAUUAGAGAAUGAUGUGAGUGACAUACUCGACCUCACAUUUAGUAUGGACGCAGAUGAGGAAAAACACAUUCUUUACGAAAAGACUGAGGUGACUGACUACGAGUUGAAACCUGGUGGACGAAACAUACGGGUAACAGAAGAAACAAAACAUGAAUAUGUUGACCUUGUGGCCGGCCACAUACUUACCAAUGCUAUUCGGCCUCAAAUCAACGCUUUCCUCGAAGGCUUUAAUGAAUUGAUACCUCGUGAGCUAGUAUCAAUUUUUAAUGAUAAAGAGCUUGAGCUUCUAAUAAGCGGGUUGCCUGAGAUUGAUUUUGAUGAUCUAAAAGCCAAUACCGAGUACACCAGCUACACGGCAGGAUCCCCUGUUAUUCAUUGGUUCUGGGAGGUUGUCAAAGCUUUUAGCAAAGAAGAUAUGGCUAGAUUUCUUCAAUUUGUCACUGGAACAUCAAAGGUUCCUUUGGAAGGCUUCAAGGCACUGCAAGGUAUUUCUGGCCCCCAAAGAUUACAAAUCCACAAAGCAUAUGGAGCUCCGGAGCGGCUGCCAUCAGCUCAUACAUGUUUUAACCAACUAGACCUCCCUGAGUAUCAAUCUAAGGAACAACUUCAGGAACGCCUGCUACUUGCCAUUCACGAAGCCAGUGAAGGUUUUGGGUUUGCUUGAAGAAAGCUUGUCAAAACCCGUCACCUUAAGAAUCAGUGAAAACCCAUCAACCCUUCAUUCUUUUGACUCCUCUGUACAUAUCUCGAAGAUUUUCAGGCAGGAUAAGGGAGAAAGAGCUUUUGAUUAAGACUGCAGAAUGAAUAGAAAACGCAAGU
This is a messenger RNA of Arabidopsis arenosa, 9576 nucleotides long. NCBI's taxonomy places the organism in Eukaryota, Viridiplantae, Streptophyta, Magnoliopsida, Brassicales, Brassicaceae. The record is from the annotation of a GenBank genome assembly.